Molecule: messenger RNA, 936 nt
Organism: Nanorana parkeri
Lineage: Eukaryota; Metazoa; Chordata; Amphibia; Anura; Dicroglossidae
Product: olfactory receptor 6N1-like
Exons: 1
Coding region: 1-936 (311 amino acids)
Biological process (GO): G protein-coupled receptor signaling pathway
Cellular component (GO): membrane
Molecular function (GO): olfactory receptor activity; G protein-coupled receptor activity
Source: RefSeq, a predicted model, not a curated record
AUGAAUAAAAUGAAUGAAACAUAUUACAAUGGGUUUCUACUAAUAGGGUUUGCAAACAUUGAGAAUUACAGAAUAAGUAUUUUCUUUAUUGUCCUCCUAAUUUAUCUAUUCGCCUUAUUUGGUAACAUGUUGAUCAUUUUGGUAGUGCAUUUUCACAUAUACCUUCAGAAACCAAUGUACUUUUUUAUUACUAACCUUUCCCUUUUGGAGUUGUGGUACAUAUCAACUACAGUACCCAAACUUCUCUCCAUCCUGUUGACAAAAGACAAAAGAGUCUCUUUCCAAUGGUGUUUUGCUCAACUUUACAUGUUCCAUGGUCUGGGUAUGACAGAGUGUGCUUUGUUAGCUGUUAUGUCCUUUGAUCGAUUUAUGGCUAUAUGCAACGCUCUUAGGUACAUCACCAUCAUAAAUGAGAGAAUGUGUAGGUAUCUAGCACUACUAUGUUGGUCUUAUGGAUUCUUGGCUGCAACAAUACCACUCACCUUUACGUUAAAAGUGCCUUUCUGUGGUCCACGACACAUAGAUCAUUACUUCUGUGAUCUAGCUCCCUUGCUAAGUUUGGCCUGUAUUGAUACUUCCAUUAACAGUACAAUAAACGGUUGUGUCAUUGGGUUUGCCACUAUGUUUAACUUUGUAUUAAUUGUAGUAAUGUACAUAAAUAUCAUAUGUUCCGUUAUACGAAUGAAGACAAACUCAGGACGAAGCAAGGCCUUCUCCACCUGUUCCUCUCACAUUACGGUAGUGAUGCUAUUUUAUAGUACUGCUUUCGCCGUCUAUGCUAGCCCACACAAACACUCUGUGGACUAUGACAAGAUUUUGGCACUUGUGUAUGCUAUGUUCACCCCUUUACUUAAUCCCGUUAUUUAUAGCCUGAGGAAUAAGGAAGUGAAACUUGCUCUAAGAAGAAUAAUCAAAAUUAGGGUUAUGAAUAUAUGA